UCGCCGUAGCACUAAAUUCCACACCAAAUAACCCCCCAAAAAAAAAGAAAAAAAAAAAGAAGCAAAUUGAAUCGUUCUAGCGAGGGAAAGAAGAGAGAAGGUAUGGGGAAUUGUAUCGACUCCCGAGGCGGCGCGACGUGGGUCGACGACGACGACUGGGGAUUCUCCGACGAGGAUGAGCGCAAGAGGAGUCCGUUGCUCGGAAAGAAGGGAUCGGCGGCGGCGGAGGCGGCGGCGGUAGGCCCGAGAGAGGUGAAGAUUAAGAUCACGAAGAAACAGCUGCGAGAAUUGUUACGAAAGGCCGAAGGCAAAGGGGUGCCAGCCGACGAGGUCGUGGCGGAGCUUGCCUGGUUUGUUGAGUUCGGCCGCGAACAUCGCGAAUCGCAUUGGAAGCCCGCGUUACAAAGUAUACCGGAGACCGGAGAGUAAUGAAAAUGAAAAGGAAAAAAAAAUUGUAGCAAUGAUGAUGAUAAGUUUGGUUCUUUGAUUCUUUUUAGAAAUUUUUUCUUUUAUGUUUUUAGCAGCAUUUGUGGAGUACCGCUUUUUAGCAGUUUCUCCUUUGGAGGGUGGACGUGUAGAUUUGCAUAAGGUAGUGUAAAUAUAUAGAUUUGGAAGGAGAAAUGGGGAGGGGGGAUAUGUUGGUUUUUCCAUUGUAUAGAUCGUAGGUUCGUAUCUAUGUAUUACGGAUAUUUCUAUAAGUCUUGAGGAUUCGUGUCGGACUCAUAUCCGAUGUGGACAUUUUUUAGACACGCGUUCAA
Ananas comosus (pineapple) is the source of this 758-nucleotide messenger RNA. RefSeq lists its product as uncharacterized. The coding region runs from base 103 to 429 and encodes 108 amino acids. Lineage: Eukaryota; Viridiplantae; Streptophyta; Magnoliopsida; Poales; Bromeliaceae. The record is from RefSeq and is a predicted model, not a curated record. The transcript has a single exon.